AUGAUCCAAUGUACUUAUCAUUGGGAUUUACGUAUAAGAUCAUUAAUGGUCAAGGCCAAUUCUUUGGCCUCAGAUAGCAUGAAACCAAGUAAAUUAAAACGACAUCUGGAAAAAGUCGCCGAUCAUGUUGGCAAAACAAAAGAAUUUUUCCAAAGAAAAUUAGAUAACUUAAAUAAACAGAAAGAAUCGUUUUCAAAAGCUUUGUCUGUAUCACAAAAAGCGUUACUUGCGUCAUACGAAGUUUCGUAUAGAAUUGCUAAAUGCAAAAAACCCCAUUCAAUAGGAGAAACUUUAGUACUACCAGCAGCUAUUGACAUAAUAGCUAUGAUGUUUGGUGAAUCAUAUGCUGAUCAAAUUAAAAGCAUUCCGCUGGCAGAUAAUACGGUGGGAAGACGAAUAUCAGAUAUAUCUGAUGAUCUUUGCGAUCAGUUGAUAGAAAAAAUUAAAUUAUCUUCUUUCGCGUUGCAAGUAGAUGAGGCAACCGAUGUUGCUAAGGAUGCACACUUAAUAACAUAUAUAAGACAUGUUAUGGAAAAUGAUAUUAGAGAAGAGUUGUUAUUCUGUAAGGCAAUUGAAGGCAAAGCUACGAACUGUGUUGGACUAUGCACUGAUGGAGCUCCAUCUAUGACAGGAAAAAAUGCUGGUCUGCAGGCCCUAGUUCGAAAAGUGGCUCCUCGUGCAGUUUGGACGCAUUGUAUGAUUUAUAGGCAAUCUCUUGUUGCAAGAAAUAUGGGUGAAGAAUUACUUGAAGUAUUUGAAAUUAUAAUAAAAGUUGUUAAUUUUAUCAAAAAUAGUCCAUUAAGAGAAAGGCUUUUUGGAAAAUUGUGUGAUGACAUGGGCUCAGAAUACAAAGCACUACUUUAUUAUUGUGAAGCACGUUGGCUUUCUCGUGCUAAAGUACUUCAAAGGGUGUUUGAGCUCAAAAAAGAAAUUGCCAUUUUUCUUGCUGAUAAUAAAAGAGAUGAAGCAGACAUAUUUUAUGACACGAAGUUCCUCGCAAAAUUUGCGUAUCUAGUUGACAUUUUUAAAAGACUAAGUGAUUUAAAUAAAUCAAUGCGAGGAACUCAAAUUCAUGCUUUUUUUCAAAAGGACAAGAUUACGGCGUUUAUGAAAAAAAUAGAGCUGUGGAUAGCUAGUAUGAAAAGUAAUAACUUUGAUAUGUUUCCUUCUUUUAAAACUACAUGUGUUACUGAUGAUGAAAUAGAAGCAAAGCAGGAAAUGAUAAUUGAUUUAUCUAGUGAUAGCACAUUGAAGCAGAUGUUUCAGGACGAAAAGAAUACUGUUAAGUUUUGGUUACAAGUAAAGGACGAUUUUCCAACUUUGACAAAUAAAGCCUUAGAAAUUUUAUUAUCAUUUGUGACAUCCUACUUAUGUGAAAUUGGUUUUUCUGCAGUAGCAGUAUUAAAAACAAAGUACCGAUCUCGUUUAGUGAUAGAAAAGGAACUGAGAACGGCGAUUUCUACAAUGGGGCCGCGGUUUGAGAAAAUUUGUGCUGAAAAACAAGCUCAACCGUCGCAUUAA
Messenger RNA from Ctenocephalides felis (cat flea), 1521 nucleotides. RefSeq names its product SCAN domain-containing protein 3-like. The coding region runs from base 1 to 1521 and encodes 506 amino acids. The transcript has 3 exons. NCBI's taxonomy places the organism in Eukaryota, Metazoa, Arthropoda, Insecta, Siphonaptera, Pulicidae. The record is from RefSeq and is a predicted model, not a curated record.